AUGGGUGUCCCUGCCCUGUUCCGAUGGCUUUCCAACAAGUAUCCCAAGAUCAUCUCCCCAGUGAUCGAGGAGCUUCCCCAGGAAGUGAACGGAGAGGAAAUUCCCGUUGACGGGACACGGCCGAACCCUAAUGGCGAGGAAAUGGACAAUCUAUAUCUCGACAUGAACGGCAUUCCGCCGCCCCAGAAUGAGCAGGAGAUGAUGCUGGAGAUCUUCAAAUACACUGACCGAGUGGUCAACAUGGUCCGCCCGCGGAAGCUUCUGAUGAUUGCAAUUGAUGGUGUCGCACCGAGAGCCAAGAUGAACCAACAGCGCGCACGUCGAUUCCGUUCCGCCCAGGAAGCCAGAGAGAACGAUGAGAAGAAGGAAGAGUUGCAGAAGCUGCUCGCUAGACAAGAAGCCAAGAAGGGUGGUGACCAGGUUAUGCGGGAGGAGGUUGUUCAGAAGACUUGGGAUAGCAAUGUCAUCACACCUGGAACCCCGUUCAUGGAUAUUCUUGCUGCUUCGCUGCGGUACUGGAUUGCCUACAAGCUCAACACUGACCCGGCUUGGGAAAAGAUGAAAAUCAUUAUUUCGGAUGCUACUGUUCCGGGUGAGGGUGAGCACAAGAUUAUGGAAUUUGUGCGGUCCCAGCGUGCAUCCCCUGAACACGACCCUAACACUCGCCAUGUAAUUUACGGUCUUGAUGCCGAUCUCAUCAUGCUGGGUCUCGCAACCCACGAGCCUCACUUCCGAGUUCUGCGUGAGGAUGUCUUCUUCCAGGAAUCGAAACCUCGCACAUGUAGGUUGUGUGGCCAGGUCGGUCACAAGGCUGAAGAGUGUACCGGUAAGGCCAAGGAGAAGAGCGGAGAGUUCGAUGAAAAGCAACACGCAGCCCCUCUCAAGCCAUUCAUUUGGCUACAUGUCUCUGUCCUUCGAGAGUAUUUGGCUGCUGAAUUGCAUGUUCCCCAGCAGCCCUUCCCAUUCGACCUUGAGCGGGCCCUUGAUGAUUGGGUCUUCAUGUGUUUCUUCGUUGGAAACGAUUUCUUGCCUCACUUGCCUUCAUUAGACAUUCGUGAGAACGGCAUUGACACACUAAUCGCAAUCUGGCGUGACAACAUCCCGGCCAUGGGAGGCUAUUUGACUGAAGAUGGACAUGUCGCUUUCAAGCGAGCUCAGCUUAUAUUGCAAGGCCUUGCCAAGCAGGAGGACGCGAUCUUCAGACGCCGUAGACAGGCUGAGGAAAGGAGAGCAGCAAACGAAAAGAGACGCAAGGAGCAAGAGAAGGCUCGUAACGAAGAGCGAUCUAGCAAGCGAAGAAGAAGCUCCCCCCAAUACGACAACAGCCAGCCUCGUGGUGGCGGUCCUGCUGGCGGCGAUAACGCCCCGCCGCCUGGUCUGGAGCUUAUUACCCCGGGUCGUGGACACCUCUCCAAGCAGACCAGGGAGUUGACCCACAGUAUGGUGACCAAUCGCGGAGCCGUAUACCGCGCCAACAUGGAGAACAAGAGCGCUGCUGCUGUGCUGAAGAGCAAGCUUAUGAUGGGAAAUCAAGAGGAGCCUGCCGCUGAAGAGAAUGAAGAGGCAUCCAAUGAUGCUGAGCCGACAUCCCCGUCGGUUCUCGGCAAAAGAAAGGCCGAUGAGACAUCUGAGGAUCAAGAAGCAGGCACUCCGGGCAGAGACUCACCCCCGCCCCCGCCGCCUAAGCCUAAGGAGGACGAAAUGCCUGAGGACACAGUCCGUCUUUGGGAACCUGGUUAUGCGGAUCGGUACUACGAGCAAAAGUUCAAGGUCGAUCCCCAGGAUCAUGAGUUCCGCCACAAGGUUGGACGUGCUUAUGCCGAAGGUCUCGCUUGGGUCUUGCUCUACUAUUUCCAGGGGUGUCCUUCGUGGGACUGGUACUACCCGUACCACUAUGCUCCCUUCGCGGCAGACUUUGUGGACAUUGGAGACAUGGAAGUGAACUUCGAGAAGGGCACACCUUUCAGGCCAUUCGAGCAGUUGAUGGGUGUCCUGCCAGCAUCGUCCAAUCACGCUCUGCCUGAGAUCUUCCAUCCUCUCAUGAGUGAUCCGGACAGUGAGAUUAUCGACUUCUACCCCGAAGACUUUGAUCUCGAUUUGAACGGGAAGAAGUUUGCCUGGCAGGGUGUGAUUCUGCUUCCUUUCAUUGAUGAGAAGCGUUUGCUGGCUGCCAUGGAGAAGAAGUAUCCUCUUCUAACCGAAGACGAGCGGAGUCGCAAUACUCAUGGUCGUGAGGUUCUAAUGUUAUCGGAUCAACACCCGUUGUAUCAAGAUCUUGCUGCCAACUUCUAUUCCAAGAAGCCGGGCCCCGCGGAAUAUAAGAUCAACAUGCGUGUGAAUUACGGUAUGCCAAGUCUAGAUGAUGACCAUUCCCUCACUGUCAACUACAAGAUCCCCAAAUCUUCUCAUAUCCACAAGUCCAUGCUUCUCCGCGGAGUGAAGUUUGCGACGCCGAUGCUGAACUCGGCUGAUAUUCGCGCGACGAAGGGUCGUGCCCAGAACUCCGGUCGAUCCUUUGGCGGAGCGCCAUUGCAUAAUGGCCGAGGACGAGGUGGAGGCGGCCGUGUGGACUAUGGAGGAGCUUCAGACCGUCCGAACCCCUUCGCCGCGCAUCUCGAUCCACGCUUCGCGAACGGACCCGCGCCUCCCGGCUGGGCUCCUCCCGGUCAAGGCGGUGGUGACUACUCCCGGGGACCACCUGGGCCUCCUCGCGGUGGUGGAAACUAUGGCUAUAAUCAGGGCCACCAAGGCGGCUAUGGUCAACAAGAUCAAUACAACCAGGGCUAUCGCGGAAACAACGGCGGCUAUAAUGACAGCCGGGGCCGUGGAGGCUACCGUGGAGGAGGCGGCGGGUACCGUGGCGGAAAUAACCAACACCGUGGUGGCCGAGGUGGUGGUGGUUAUAAUCGGUACUAG
Penicillium maclennaniae is the source of this 2916-nucleotide messenger RNA. RefSeq names its product 5'-3' exoribonculease Dhp1 (gene rat1). Lineage: Eukaryota; Fungi; Ascomycota; Eurotiomycetes; Eurotiales; Aspergillaceae. The transcript has 6 exons. Gene Ontology annotation, molecular function: zinc ion binding; RNA binding; 5'-3' RNA exonuclease activity. Bases 1 to 2916 code for a protein of 971 amino acids. Gene Ontology annotation, cellular component: nucleus. The record is from RefSeq and is a predicted model, not a curated record. Gene Ontology annotation, biological process: nuclear-transcribed mRNA catabolic process.